Mangifera indica (mango) is the source of this 900-nucleotide messenger RNA. Its product is annotated as eukaryotic translation initiation factor NCBP-like. The transcript has 6 exons. Gene Ontology annotation, cellular component: cytoplasm; eukaryotic translation initiation factor 4F complex. NCBI's taxonomy places the organism in Eukaryota, Viridiplantae, Streptophyta, Magnoliopsida, Sapindales, Anacardiaceae. The coding region runs from base 4 to 678 and encodes 224 amino acids. Gene Ontology annotation, biological process: translational initiation. Gene Ontology annotation, molecular function: RNA 7-methylguanosine cap binding; translation initiation factor activity. The record is from RefSeq and is a predicted model, not a curated record.
GAGAUGGAAAUUGCAGAGAAGAAGGAGAAGGAAUUGGAUAAUAAUACUCAAUCGGUUGUUGAAUCGGCGGAUAACAAUAACAAUGACAACAAAGACGCCGAAGAACGCCUUGCUCGUGACCUCAAAACCGGUCUUCAUCCUCUCAAGAACAAGUUUGUCUUUUGGUACACUCGUCGAACACCUGGCGUUCGAACUCAAACUUCAUAUGAAGACAACAUAAGGAAAAUUGUAGACUUCAGCACGGUUGAAGGCUUUUGGGUAUGCUAUUGCCACUUGGCUCGUCCUUCUUCUUUACCAAGUCCCACUGAUUUGCAUCUUUUCAAGGAAGGAAUCCGCCCACUUUGGGAGGACUCUGCUAACUGCAAUGGUGGUAAGUGGAUAAUAAGAUUCAAGAAGGUUGUCUCAGGUCGGUUUUGGGAAGACCUGGUUCUGGCUUUGGUGGGUGACCAACUUGACUAUGGCGAUAACAUAUGUGGUGCUGUCCUAAGCAUCCGGUUUAAUGAAGAUAUACUGAGUGUGUGGAACCGCAAUGCUUCUGAUCAUCAGGCUGUAAUGGCUCUAAGAGAUUCAAUUAAACGGCACUUAAAGCUUCCCCACAGCUAUGUUAUGGAAUACAAACCCCAUGAUGCUUCUCUCCGUGACAACUCGUCCUAUAGAAACACAUGGUUGAGAGGCUAGAGAUACAUUAGGUUGCUUCAUUGCCCUUAUGGAGAAAGAAUAGCUAGUCUAGGGAGACUUCUGUUCAUUCACUGAUCACAAUCCAUUAUCAUGAGUUGUGAACUCAGAAUCAUGUGGGGUGUCCUGCUAUCCAGAAAUUGUGAAAUUGAGCUACCUUUAGGACAGCACCCUUCUGAAACUAAAGUUAAUUUUCAUCAAUGCAACACUGAAUAUUGUUUUUCA